UCUCAUCUUGUCCAGCCCUAACUCCUGUUACUCUAUUGCAAUCCAGCCUUCCCUCUUCUACAAUGGACCUCUUAGACUUUCUCCUCCUCUUCUUCUCACUUCUCCUCACAUUCCUUUGGUGGAGAUACUGGUGGCCCACCAAUAUGAUCCCCAAGAACCUCCCCCCAGGCCCCACCGGCUGGCCUCUGGUAGGCAACCUAGUACAAGUCCUCCUCCAACGUCGUCCCUUCAUGUACACUGUCCGCGACCUACGAUCAAAAUACGGCCCCAUCUUCACCAUCAAAAUGGGCCAACGAACGCUUAUCAUCGUCACGAGUGCAGACCUCAUCCAUGAAGCCCUCAUCCAGAAAGGCCCCAUCUUCGCCAGCCGUCCUCCCGACUCCCCUAUCCGUCUCUUAUUCAGCGUCGGAAAGUGCACCAUCAACUCGGCCGAGUACGGUCCGUUGUGGCGCACAUUGCGUAGGAACUUCGUCACAGAGCUUAUACAUCCAUCAAGAAUCCGUCAGUGUGGAUGGAUACGUGACUGGGCCAUCAACAACCAUCUAAAAAGACUCCAAAACGAGUCAUUGGAUCUUGGUUCUGUCGAAGUCAUGCGCAACUGUAGAUUCACCAUAUGUAGUAUUUUGGUAUGUAUAUGCUUUGGUGCAAAGAUAGGAGAAGAUCGUAUAAAAGAGAUCGAGGCCAUGUUGAAAGAUGUUAUGAUGAUGACAACGCCCAAGCUACCGGAUUUUCUACCUGUUUUCAUGCCGUUGUUUUGGAAACAGCUGAAGGAAGCGAAGGAGCUAAGAAGGAGGCAGAUGGAAUGUCUUUUACCAUUGGUAAGGAGGCGGAAGGAGUUUGUUGAAAACGGUGGGGAUGUGGUUGGUGCAUCUGAGAUGGUUAGCCCGAUCGGGUCUGCGUACGUGGAUUCGUUGUUUGGGCUCGAGCCAACGGGUCGGGGUCAGCUUGGGGAGGAGGAGCUGGUUACGUUGUGUUCGGAGGUUAUGAAUGCUGGAACGGAUACAAGUGCAACUACAGUGGAAUGGGCUCUACUUCAUCUUGUCAUGAAUCAGGAAAUGCAAGAGAAGGUGUAUCAAGAGAUUGUUGAGCAUGUUGGGAAGGAAGGGAAGAUUGGUGAAGCUGAUGUGGAGAGGUUGAGUUUUCUUAGGGCUGUGGUUAAAGAGACGUUUCGACGGCAUCCGCCGAGUCAUUUUGUGUUGUCUCAUGCAGCGACGGUGGAGACGGAGUUGGGUGGGUAUGUGGUUCCUAUGGAUGCGAAUGUGGAGUUUUAUACUGCGUGGGUGACGGAGGACCCGAGUGUGUGGAAGGAUCCGAGUGAGUUUAGACCCGAGAGGUUUUUGGAGGGGGAUGGGGUGGGUGUGGAUGUGACCGGGUCUAAGGGGGUGAAAAUGGUGCCAUUUGGAGCUGGGAGGCGGAUAUGCCCGGCUAUGACGUUGGGUACGUUGCAUGUGCAUCUGUUGUUGGCUAGGAUGGUGCAGGCUUUCAGGUGGGUGCCUGUUCCAGGAGCCCCACCGGACCCGACGGAGACCUUUGCAUUUACGGUUGUGAUGAAGAGCCCUUUGAGGGCUGUGAUCUUGCCUAGGUGAUCUCUCUCUCUCUCUCUCUCUCUCUCUCUCUCUCUCUCUGUGUGUGUGUUUUGUGUGUUCGCAUUCUUGCAUAGACGGGCCCACCGUGGGUUGGAAAUGGUCUUAGAAUUGCGACUAUAGGAGGAUAACAGUCAUAUAAAAAUGGAUGUAAGACCAUCUAACCGUCCAUUUUUGUGGGCCCUUAGUUGGUUUUAAUAUUUGGAUGAGGAUGAUUUUUGGGCCAUAUAUCUUCAACCAAUGGUGCUGUA
Messenger RNA from Magnolia sinica, 1834 nucleotides. RefSeq names its product cytochrome P450 77A3. The transcript has a single exon. Gene Ontology annotation, cellular component: membrane. Gene Ontology annotation, molecular function: oxidoreductase activity, acting on paired donors, with incorporation or reduction of molecular oxygen, NAD(P)H as one donor, and incorporation of one atom of oxygen; heme binding; iron ion binding. Bases 63 to 1586 code for a protein of 507 amino acids. The record is from RefSeq and is a predicted model, not a curated record. Lineage: Eukaryota; Viridiplantae; Streptophyta; Magnoliopsida; Magnoliales; Magnoliaceae.